AUGAUUGUGAACUGGUGGACAUUCCACAAGCUUGAUAAGGAGAAAUUUUGGUUGGGUGGAAAAUUUGUGGUACAUGGAGUUCAUACCAUGUGGAAACGACCACUAAUAACCAAAUGGAGUUGGUGGAGGACGUCUGCAAAGCCUUGUGAAGACUCUUACUCAGAAAUCAUUAAACAAUAUCGCUCAAGUAAAUAUAUAAAUGUCACGAAAUUGAUAGAAACUCAUCUUGCAAAUGGCGAAGGAGUAAAGCGUUGUUUUAACACGUGGUCAGAUCUAUUUUAUGUACCCAAGAAGUUCAGUGAUCAGUGGCAGCGGAUCUCUACUGUGUUUCAUAAAAAUCGAGUAUUUUUGGAAGUUUCAGUGCCGACCAUUAUGAGUUUCAUAGACUUACAAAGUUCAUGGGAAUUUCAUUUGGGGUUGUAUCUACCGGACAAGUAUGGCUGGCGUAGGUUUCAUGAUGGAAAAUUAGUUUGGGAAAGUUAUAAUUAUACUAUUAAAUUUAUGCAUCCUGUUAAAUAUCAUACGGCCGUAUCGAAAAUUAACGUAGAAAAGUUAAAGAAUGACGUAAUUCCUUAUUCUAAACGGUUCUUAAAAUGUUAGAAAUAUUCUAAAGAGAAGGUCGAGACUUUGGGGCAUUUUGUUUAAUGAAAACUUACAGUAGACAUCUUUUUCUUGUAGAAUGAUGGAAUGUUCGAACGCAAAUGUAUAAAUCAUAUGUUUUUAAUCCCAACCAGGAGCAAAUACGUACAAAAAGAUGCUCUGACACACUGAUUUUAGUCACUUAAUCUUUCAGCAUCGCGUUUGAAAACGAACCGUGGUUAAAUACUGAUCGUAAUGCAGCCACAGAUUCAUGAAAUUAGAAACGUGUUAUGUUAAACCAAAAUGUUCAAGCCUGUAAUUGUUUAUGCAUCAAUUAGAAGAUCUUGGUUAACAUAUAUCACGCUUCUAUUUUCAUGAUUUAUGAAUUUGUUGCGUAGACUAUAAUAUAUUUAAUAAUUAACCUCGGUUCGUCUUCAAAAUUCAAACGCCCAUGUUGAAAGAUUUGGUGGUCAAAAUCAGUGUGUCGCAGCAUCUUUUUGUAGCGUAUUUUACAAAUUGAAGCCUCAGAGGUUGAAAAUCUUUCUUGGAAAAGUAACACUGAGAGUAUAUGUAGUAAAAUAUCAUCUGGUAUAUAUGCUCUCAAACAAAUUAAAACGUUUGUUGAUAUAAAAACACUCGUAUCGGUAUACAAUGCUUUGAUCCAAACCUAUUUCAGUCAUUGUUGUGAAGUAUGGGAUGUAUUUGGCGAAACCCAAUCUAAACGUCUGCAAAAGCUUCAAAACAGAGCAGCUCGCAUCAUAGUAAGUGUACCGAACGAUGUUGAUCAGCAAACUGUAUUGGAUUUAUUAGGAUGGAAAACAUUAAAAGAACAACGAUUAAAAACUAAAGCGAUAACGAUGUUUGAGAUACUUCAUAAUAUGGGGCCAAAAUGCCUCAAAGACUUAUUCAUUUCCAAAAAAAAUUAAAUAUUAAAUCAUAAUCUCCGUGACAGCUCAACCACAUUACGGUUGCCAAAGCCACGUACGAACAGUUUAAAAAAGAGUUUCAUGUAUGACGGCAGGGGCGACUGAAGUAAAAACUGCCUAUUUAAUUAAAAAAAAGUCGACUCCAGCUAUCUAUAGCGGCCAGUAGAUCGAGUUUUUAAAAUUUUGAAUCAUAAUCCGCCCGUGCGGGCAAAGCGACUGCAAUGGAAAAUGGCCUUUAGAGGUGAAAAGCAAGUGCGCUAACCACUUCGCUACCGAAGCCCCGUUUUUCUAAAUUGUCGUAAAGAUAAAAUAAUCUAGGC
This is a messenger RNA of Paramuricea clavata, 1825 nucleotides long. Lineage: Eukaryota; Metazoa; Cnidaria; Anthozoa; Malacalcyonacea; Plexauridae. The record is from the annotation of a GenBank genome assembly.